AUGGCCCCGACAGCAAGAAAUAGCAGAUCAUCCUCCUUUUCAGAUGCAGAAGGAUCUCACGCAGUGCAAGCGUCUUUAGCUGCUUCGCGGACUUCAAUCGCUAACGGUGUCCGUAUGUCGUUACUUCCCCGAGCGAACACUCAUCCAUCACCGUCAACAACACUACCUCCUUCCAUCCAAGCACCUCAAGCUCAACCUGGGCCACGUCCGGCCAGUCCUCCGGCGGGAACCCAAGGCUCAGAAUCCACUAGCGAAAGACCACGCAACGUUCUGCGUCGCAGAGCACCGACAAUUGGUCGGCAGAACGAGAUCCAGGGGUUCAAGGCAACAUCCGCGAAACCAGAGAAGCUGAGUGUAAUCAUUCCAAGCAGUGCUCCCCCCGAUCAUGUUGCGCAUCCUGCUUCCCAGUCGUCAUCGGACCAAGCGAUACCAGCGAGACACAAGCCGUCGCCGAGUUCCUCGCACUCAAAGACUGCAAGAAAAGCAAGGGCGCAACCGGUGGAACAAGGGCCCAGUGAAUUCGCUAGUCUACGAACUACAGUCAACACCCAAAAUCUACCUCCUCCAACCCCGAUCUUUGCAUCGGCUAGCAGCCCCUCGACAAGAUACUCUGGUUCUCCCGGGAUAUGGAGUAGGACUUCUACUCCCACCUCACUGUCCUCAUAUUCCCCUGGGAUUAUUCAUUCCGCGAAGGUCGGUCCUCGCUUCAGGCACCCGAGCCCUUCUGAGUCUAGACUCCCCGUCUUCUCACCUACAAUGCAGAAGUCCGACUCACAGGAUGAUCCAUUGAGUUCAGCUGGCGACGGGUUUCCAGGCAUGGCCGCUGGAGCAGGGCUAAGCGCAUUGUCAACGAAGAAUCAUUACGACAACCCUCUGAAAAAGAAUGGUUCUGCAAAACCAGCUACGCCGACUGGCAAUCAACUGCCGCUCAAAAAAUCGACAAAAUCCAGCCUUCCGAGAAUGACCAAAGCGAAUGUUGCGGAAUAUUCGGAGACAUUCGACGAGCAAAGAAGUUGUGCCGCUCCGGAUCACGGGAAUCUCAAAGCAUCGGCGUCGAAAGGCGAGGUCAGUGGUUCAGGGCAUGUACCUUCAAGACCCAGUAGAGAGGGUACUCACCGGUUAGAGCUUGAGCCGUCACCUGUGAUCCGUAGUAACCUCCUUCCGGGCGCUGUGGCGAGUCAUAGGCGACGUGGAUCCGGGGCCAGCUCCAUCACGUUGGGAAGGAGUCAUUUGGUCUCAAACCCCUCUGCAACCACCUCAGUUGACUCGUUGCAGUCAAGGACUUCUUCCCGGCGACCCUCACUCAUACCUAGCUCACUAGAGUCAAUGCGGAAAUCGCCGCGAACUCUGAUAAAAGAGCCGAAAACGAAGCAGGAUGCGACGAGCCCCGCAAAAUCGCGGCGGUAUGGUCUCUUUUCAAAGAAGUCAAAAUCUGAAAUGGAUGUACAGAAACUCGAGGAUCGACACACUCGCAAGGGUCCAGCAGCUGGGACAGGCCAUGAGGGUUAUGGAAGGUAUGCACAGCGUGGUCGAAAGGCAACUGUCAGCAGCAACAGUGAUACGAGAGCAAGGUCAACGAGCACCAACCGCAGCGCACCGAGAUCGGUUUCGAGCAGCAAGACAAGCAUCAGAGGUCGACCGGAUCUGGAUCUUGAUGAUUUCCUGCUGGAUCGCUUGGAGCCUGUCAUCAUUACUGGUGGAGGCAUGGACGGUGCCUCUUUGACUAAUACACAGAGUGGGAAGAGUACGAGCGGUCUCAGCAUCGAAUCUGCUCAAGAUCUAGUCAAGUAUUCAGGUUCGAGCUCGGCUGGUUACUCAUCGGAGUCGUUGCCCGCUUCGGCAGCCGAGAACGAACAACGCAAUCCCUAUCUGAGCAAUUCAACUCGUGCUACAUUGCAGGUGCCUAAUCAAGCUGUUGCAAGCUCCAGCAAACUAGACCAUGCUGAGACGAACAAUGUUGGAUCUAGACAGCCGUUGCGUCGGCCCUCGAACAAUCCUGAUGGGACUUCGCUUUCAUUGAGCAGCGGAGGGUCACGCGAAAGUGGGACUGCAAUUGAGCAGCCUAAAACACCGCAGAAAAAGACCAAAGGACUUAAGUGGAGUUUCUUCCAGAGACAUGGAAACGUGCAAAAGGAGAAGAAACCAAUUCGUGGGACGCUUGAAUCUUCCCACGCCCCUCAGCUCCAUGCUGCGGUUUCCCCAAUCUUAGUGUCCCGGCCUGUCGCACACUAUGCCUUGGUGGAUACCGACUCCGACCCUCUGGAAGACAUCAUCAGCCAUGUUGAGGAAUCGCCUCCGACGGAAAUUGAGGAUUUGGACUCACGAGUGGAAAUUCCGGUGGCCUUGAAUAUCAGGAAGCCAAGCCAAUCUAUCCUGCUUCCUUCGCCUCCGAAGCUUCAAGGCGAGUUCUGUCGAGAUCGCCCGGCUUCACCAAAAGUCUAUUUUAACAAGGAUCCUUUACUUCCUAACUCUAAGACAAGCACAUCUAAUGGACGCCCACGACGGUUGGCAUCGGUCGGCCGUAUCCCUGAAGUGAUUUCGAGGCGUGAUCGGCAACACAAACCAGCACUUCGAUCGUUCUCGAGGCCCUUUAGCAUGGCAGAUUCUCCGUCCAUAGCUGCUCCGGCGACGGAGAAUCUAUUCGACUUGCAAACUCCAAGUCAGUCCACGGUCACAGCUCAAUCCAUUGAGGUCCCUCGUCGUCCGUUGGGUCUAGGAUUCGACCUCACUCGUCCCUUUGGCGAUCCUGAGUUAGCGAGUGCUCUUAAUCUUAUCGCGGGUCCUUACUCCAAAGACGAAUUCUUAACGUUCUCGCCGAGGAAAGAUUCGGGUUUUUCGACGUCAAGCGGUUCUGAAGCUUUGGCUGCUGUCACUGCUGUGAUUCCGACGCCGGGUUCAGACCCCACGGAGGACGAGGUCUGGGCCGAGUAUGACGAUCUCAUUGACCACGUUCUUUCACCGGAGAUUCCAGAAUGUGCUUUGCCUGGGGAGUCCACCGAGGAUGAAAAGUUGGGAAUGGCCACCAUGGCCAGCAAGGCGCUUCAAGCCGAGAUCAACGCGAAUGCCAAUAGACACUCGCCAGUUGUUCUCGUCGACAAUGCCAUCGUGGCUCUGACUCCUUCAUCACCUCAACCAAGUGAUAGCUCGUUUCGUUUGCGGCGUUCCGCAAUCGUGUCGGCCCUCCACUCUUCCAUUGCCCCUUCUUCCCAACCUUCUUUCAGUGACAUCAUCGGUAGCUACUGUUAUGAUCAAGAUGAAAAGCAAGCAAGCAAUGAGAAGGUAGAUGACAAGUCAACCUCACUUGCACCUGUUGAGCAACAAGCAGCCUUCCUCAGCUCGUCUUCCCUGGACCUAUCUGAGACGUUCGAGACUUGCCGGCAACGAAAUACCGUUCUGUUUGACAUUGCCGAGCGCGACAGAGAGGGACCAACAGUACAGACAAACAUACGCUCAGGAUCUCUCAUGACAAGCCGUUGGCUGUCGUUUGGAAGGGUACUCUUUAGUCCUGCGCAUAAUCAUGUCAAAAGCGGGGAGCAAGAGCGAAUUCUCAUCAUCGAUGGCCUGGGAAACGACGACUGGUCAUUUUAUUGCGCCCUCACCUAUCCAAAUGCCGACAUCUACUGCCUGACCGAUGGUCCCGCAAAGACCACAUCAAAGCAUCCAGCUGCUUGGCAACCGCCAGCGAACCAUCAUACGGUUCACCAGGCCAGCUUGGAGCAACCCUUCCCUUUUGCAAAGAGCUUUUUCACGGUCACUGUCUUGCGAUUUCCAUCUGCAUGUUCCGAAAGUGUCCAGAACAACAUUGUGUCGGAAUGCAAGCGCGUGCUUCGACCUGGGGGUUAUAUGGAGAUGAGUGUGCUCGACCUAGACAUGGUGAACAUGGGGAUUCGGACCCGCAAAGCCGUGAGGAUGCUCAAGGAGAAGACAUACCUGUCUGACGCCUAUAUCAGUCUGAAGCCUGCGAGUGACAGCCUACAGAAGCUGUUGGGACUACAAGGGUUCGAUGGUUUGCGGCGCUGCAUGGUGCGGAUUCCGGUGACGGGGGUGAUUGUCAGAUCUUCCGCCUCAUCUUCCUCCACUUCAUCUUCCAAUCCCUCCACAUCUGCUCCCACCGGUACGCCAUCUACUGCAUUUUCAGCUCUGACAAGUUCCUCGACGAGCACGCAACAACCGAAAGUACAUGGCAAAUCGCCAUCCAACGACACCGACUUGUCUCUUGGAGACCUACUCUCAGAUCCCUCUCCCUCUCCCUCUAACGAUGAGUCGAUACGGAAGAUUGUCGCUAAAGUUGGGCGCUGGUGGUACACGAGAUGUUAUGAGAUCCCAGUUCUGCCGAACGGGGAUGCCGCGUCCAGUAUCUGGGCCGAUAAGCGUGUUCUCCGCGAGUGUCAGAAACGAUGCACAGGAUUCCGGCUGUUGAUUGUAUACGCACAAAAACCCAGUGAGGUGAAACGGCGGACUGCGAGUGUUUGA
Molecule: messenger RNA, 4473 nt
Organism: Aspergillus thermomutatus
Lineage: Eukaryota; Fungi; Ascomycota; Eurotiomycetes; Eurotiales; Aspergillaceae
Exons: 1
Coding region: 1-4473 (1490 amino acids)
Source: RefSeq, a predicted model, not a curated record